This is a messenger RNA of Cervus elaphus (red deer), 4496 nucleotides long. It is a transcript of the gene MX2, whose product is annotated as MX dynamin like GTPase 2. Gene Ontology annotation, cellular component: cytoplasm; nucleus; membrane. NCBI's taxonomy places the organism in Eukaryota, Metazoa, Chordata, Mammalia, Artiodactyla, Cervidae. The record is from RefSeq and is a predicted model, not a curated record. Gene Ontology annotation, biological process: defense response to virus. Gene Ontology annotation, molecular function: microtubule binding; GTP binding; GTPase activity. The coding region runs from base 534 to 2693 and encodes 719 amino acids. The transcript is spliced from 15 exons.
UGUUCAUGACCCAGAGUCCCUGGCCAGCCUCUGGGCCCUGACUCAGGCCAGUAACUAGACCACUGCGCUUCACCUUCUUGACCUGAAAAAGUGCAAAUUAGGUGCUGACAUGCAGGGUUGCUGUGAAAACGAAAUGAGCAUCUCAGAGCAGUGCUGGGUGAGGCCAGCUGUCUCUAGGGGGACGACCACCUGAUUGUAGGUCCCACGGAGAAGUAAGAGACCCCAGCAACCUUUCUCCCAGAAUCUCCAGCAGCCUGACCUAGCCUGGGUGACGACACGGAGCCCAGCAGAAGUGACAGCAGAACCUUCAGACUCUCCCCUGGAAGCGCAGAGUCCCCUUGUCCCCAGGCCCGGGGGCACCACCAACACCCCUUUUGUGUUCUGUGCCUGUUUGCGGCCAUCAGCCCCUCCUGCAGACAGGCCUGAGCUGGGCUGCUGGCCUGCCCUGCGUCAGUGAGCAGCAGAGCUCGUCGAGAAGACCGGAGGCGCUGAGCCCCAGAGACCGCAUACCCCAGCUCUUCGAGCAGACAGUCAUGUCGCUGUCCUACAGGCCUUUGAAGUCAAGGAGGCACAUUCUGACUUCCACUCAGCCCCGCCCAAAGGAAGACCUGAACUUCCAUCAGCAGCCACCAGCGCCGCCGCCGGCUCCAGCACCACCGGCUCCAGCACCGGAGCAAACAAUGAGUCCCCUCCAUUGGCAGGUGCGAGAGAGCCACCCCAACUUCCUUCCCAACAACUUCCAUCAGCUGAAUUUGGACCCUCAGCAGCCAGAAGCAAAUGGGGGCCAACAGAGGUCAAAGGAGCCAGAAAACAACCUGUACAGAAAGUAUGAGGAGAAGGUGCGGCCCUGCAUUGACCUCAUUGACUCCCUGCGGGCCCUGGGCGUGGAGCAGGACCUGGCCCUGCCCGCCAUCGCCGUCAUCGGGGACCAGAGCUCGGGCAAGAGCUCCGUGCUGGAGGCUCUGUCGGGGGUCGCCCUCCCCAGGGGCAGCGGAAUCAUCACCCGGUGUCCACUGGUGCUGAAACUGACAAAGCUGGAGUGUGAGUGGACGGGGAGAAUCAGCUACCGCAACAUAACGCUACAGCUGCACAACCCCUCCGAGGUGGAGUGGGAGAUCCGUAAAGCCCAGAAUAUCAUAGCUGGGAAUGGAGUUGGCAUCAGCCAUGAGCUCAUCAAUCUGGAGGUCACCUCCCCUGAGGUCCCAGAUCUGACCCUCAUUGACCUUCCCGGCAUCACCAGGGUGGCUGUGGAAAACCAGCCACAGGACAUCGGACUGCAGAUCAAGGCACUCAUCAAAAAGUACAUCCAGAGGCAAGAGACCAUCAACUUGGUGGUAGUCCCCUGCAACGUGGACAUCGCCACCACAGAGGCACUGAGCAUGGCCCAGGAGGUGGACCCCGAUGGAGACAGGACCAUAGGGAUCCUGACCAAACCAGACCUAGUGGACAAGGGCACUGAGAAAAGCGUCCUGAAGGUCAUGCAGAACCUCACCUAUCAUCUCAAGAAGGGCUAUAUGAUCGUGAAGUGCCGGGGCCAGCAGGAUAUCACCAACAAGCUGAGCUUGGCAGAGGCAACCAUGAAAGAAACACUGUUCUUUCAGACACAUCCGUAUUUCAGGGUUCUUCUAGAUGAAGGAAAGGCCACGGUGCCUCUUCUGGCAGAAAGACUUACCACCGAGCUCAUAUGGCACAUCAAUAAAUCACUCCCCUUGUUAGAAAACCAAAUAAAGGAGAAGCACCAGAGGGCGACAGAGGAGCUGCGCCAGUACGGGGAUGACAUUCCCAGCAAUGAAGGGGAUAAAAUGUUCUUCCUCAUAGAGAAAAUUAAGGUAUUUAACGAGGACAUUCAAAAGUUAAUAGAAGGAGAAGAAAUUGUAAUGGAGACAGAGUCCCGCUUAUGUAACAAAAUCAGAGAGGAGUUUACAAGCUGGGUACUCAUACUUAGCGCCAACAUUGAAAAAGUUAAAAGUAUCCUUAACGAGGAAGUCUCAAAAUAUGAAACGAAGUAUCGAGGCAAAGAACUUCUUGGAUUUGUCAAUUAUAAGACGUUUGAGACUGUCGUGAAGCACUACCUGGGGCAACUGAUAGACCCAGCACUCAAGAUGCUCCAGAAGGUCAUGGAAAUUAUCUGGCAAACUUUCAAGGACACAGUUAAAAAGCAUUUUGCUGAAUUUUGCAAUCUGCAUCAGACCGUCCAGAACAAGAUCGAAGACAUAAAAACAGAACAAAUGGCAGAAGCAACAAGUCUGAUCCAACUUCAGUUCAAGAUGGAGAAGCUGGUUUUUUGUCAAGACCAGAUUUACGGCGUGGUUCUGAACAGAGUCCGAGAAGAGAUUUUUAAUUCCAUGGGGAAGGCUUCAGAGAAUCCUCAGUUGAAGCAGCCCCUUUUAAAUGAUCAAUCUUCAGUUUCCUCCAUUGUUGAGAUUGGGGUCCACCUGAAUGCAUAUUUCAUGGAAACCAGCAAACGUCUCGCCAAUCAGAUCCCAUUCAUCAUUCAGUACUUUAUGCUCCAAGAGAAUGGUGACAAGGUGCAGAAAACCAUGAUGCAGCUACUACAGGACACACAGCACUAUUCCUGGCUGCUUCAAGAACAGAGUGAUACAGCUACCAAGAGGAAAUUCCUGAAGGAGAAGAUUUAUCGGCUGACUCAGGCACAGCAAGCUCUCUACGAAUUCCCCCAUUUCAAGGGGUAAAUCCCAAAGGAACAGCAGUACUUCUGGGUUUUGCUUAUGUGUAUGAUCAUUAAAGGAGUUGGUCUAGGAAUUGGCCUUUUGUUUGGGACCAGACCUUUCUGCUGCUGUCUGCGUCCAUCUUUGCUAUCCUGCACUCAGAACAAGAGAUUAUAUCUGAAGCCCUGAGCUGCUCAGAGCUGUCACCUCCUCCAGGAGGUCUUCCCCUUCCUGUGUGAAGAGGGGUCUCUCUGGUGCUUGGGCCCCAGAGCCCCCAGUUACAUUGCUGUCAUUCUUUGUUCACUUGUCACCCCUCCCCAUUAGAUUAGGAGAACUCAGAGAGGUAAGGUCAGUUCUUAUUCUUUUGUAUUUCCAGAAUCUUGCGUGGCCUCUGACGCAUAGUAGUUCACUUAAUAAAUAUCUCAUUGAACAAAUGAAUGAUGGGGAUUAACUGAGGCCGUGGCUUAAAUCCAGUUUGGUUGUUUGGAAUGGUGUCCCUUAGCUGGUCCUUUUCUUAGAAAUUCAGUCGUACCACCUGCUUCCCAUCAUUUGCUGUGAUGGUGUUUCCCAGUCCCCCUAGAUGAAAGUGGCUGAGUGAUACCAUUUUUAAUUUAGUUUCUCUGAAUGCAGUGAGCUCCAUUGCUAUACUAAGUCUUAAAGAGACAUUUGAUAAUGAGAAACAUUUUUUUAAAAAAUAUAGAGCUUCACAAUAGUGGUCAUCUCUAAAUUGUGGGAUUAUGGAUAAUUUUAUUUUCUUCUUUGAACUAAGCUAAUGACUUCACAGCAAUUUUAGGAGGGUUAAGUGAAAACAUUUUUACAAACUAUGUGUCCCAAAGCAGGUGUUCAAAACUGCUAGCAAUUUUUCCCUCUAAUUUUUCUUUACCUCUAGGUCUAUAGAGAGGCUCUCAGCUCUAAGACUCUUUCAGUCAAUUCUUACAUUUAGUUCUUUGAUAUUUUUUUGACAAUUUUUGCAUAUGAUGUUAGAUAAACAUCCUUUUGCAUAUGGACAUCCAGUUUUCCUAGCACCAUUUUUUGAAAUGGCUGUUCUUUCCCUAUUGUUCUUGGUGCCCUUGUCAAAAAUCAUUUGACCAUAUAUGCAAAGACUUGUUUCUGGGCUUUCUGUUCUAUUCCACUGGUCUAUAUGACUGACUUUAUGACAUUACCAUACUGUUUUGAUAAUUGUAGACUUGUAAGUUUUGAAAUCAGGAACUCUGAGUCCUCCAGCUUUGUUCUUUUUUCCCAUGAGUUUUGGCUGUUCAUGUUUCUGUGAAAUUCCAUGUGAAUUUUAGGAUGAGUUGUCCUAUCUUUGCAAAAAAACAAGGUCAUUGGGAUUUCGAUAGAAAUUGUAAUGAAUCCAUAGAUUGCUUUGGGUAGUACUUGCAUCUUAACAAUAUUAAGUCUUUCAAUCCAUGAACAUAGGAUAUCUUUCCAUUUACUUGUGUCUUCUUUAAUUUCUUUAAGCAAUAUCUUAUAGUUUUCUGUGUACAAGUUUUUCAAUCCCUUAGUUACGAAGUAUUGUGUUCUUCUUGUAAAUGGAAUUGUUAAUUUCUUUUUCAACUCAUUCACUGCUAAUUUACAUAUAUGUAAAUUUACAUAUAUCAUUUUUAUGUGUUGAUUUGCUAUCUUGCUACUUUGUUGAAUUCAUUCUUAGUUAGUUUUGUGGUAUAUUUAUGGUUUUUCUAAUACACACAAGGUCAUAUCAUCUGUGAAGUGAAAUUAUUUUGAUUCUUCAUUUCUGACUUGGAUGCCUUUUAUUUCCAUAUCUUGCCUAAUUACUGUGUCUAGAACUUUCAGUACUAUGUUAAAUAAAAGUGGCACAAGUGGGAA